Molecule: messenger RNA, 4070 nt
Organism: Arachis stenosperma
Lineage: Eukaryota; Viridiplantae; Streptophyta; Magnoliopsida; Fabales; Fabaceae
Product: putative disease resistance RPP13-like protein 1
Exons: 4
Coding region: 196-3402 (1068 amino acids)
Biological process (GO): defense response to other organism
Molecular function (GO): protein binding; ADP binding
Source: RefSeq, a predicted model, not a curated record
AGGAAGCAUCAUAUGAACUUGUCCCAAAGACCAAUGAGCAUGUGUGAAGUCAAUGUCUUCUUGCUACAAGGAAAACAAAAUACAUAAGCAAUUAACCAUCACUUUCUGAACCUGCUGCUACUACUUCCUUUACCUUCAUUGCAAACAAUCAUCCACUACUUUGCUUGUUUUCUUUCUUCUAAUCUUGAGAUCAACAUGGCUGCAAGAUUUGUGGGAGAAGCUUUUCUCAACUCUGCACUUGGCACUAUCUACGACAUGCUGAUUUCACCCUUACUUGUCAACUUCAUCCAGCGAAAGAAGCUUAACCGGAAGCUGGUUGAGAAGCUGGAGACAGUUCUGAAGGCUGCUCAUGCUGUGAUCAAUGACGCCGAGCGGAGGCAGAUCGAGGAGGAGGCUGUGAAGCACUGGCUGGACAGGCUGAAGGAUGCUGUGUACGACGCUGAAGACAUACUUGAUGAAGUCACCACCAAAGCUGCCAUUCAAAAGGUUCAAGGUAACUCUCUGUCUCGCUAUGUCAAUUUGCAUGGUGAUGGUGAGAUAGUAACCAAGAUAGAAGAGAUCAUUGAUGCAUUAGAGUCAAUUGUAAAUGAGAAAGAUGGUCUUGGCUUGAAGGAGAUACCGGUGGAGGACAUGUCAUGGAGGAUCCCCUCAACAUCUCUGGUUGGUGUGCAUCAAAUAUAUGGCAGGGACCAAGAUAGGGAGGCCAUAGUAAAACUGUUGUUAGAUGUUACCAAUGACGGUGGAAUAUCCGUGAUUUCUAUGGUCGGCUUGGGUGGAAUAGGAAAGACUACUUUGGCUCAGAUAGUUUACAAUGAUGACCGAGUGAAACAAAAAUUUGAUGUUAAGGCAUGGGUUUGUGAUGGGCAAGAGAAAUUUGACGUUCUUAAGGUGACAAAGGCUGUGAUGGAAGCAACUUCUAGUUCUUGCAGCUCAACUGAGUUAAACACAAUUCAGGAGAGCUUGAAGAAAGUCCUAGCUGGGAAGAAGUUGUUGGUUGUUUUGGAUGAUAUGUGGAGUUACAAUUAUGAUGCCUGGAUAAGUUUUUUAAAGCCUUUCAAAUCUAGUAACGGGGGUGUUAAGAUUCUUGUAACAACCCGUCAUGAUUCAAUUGCCGAUAUGGUGAAAACUAUUCCGACUUUCCAUUUGGGUUUUUUGGGUGAUGAUGACUGCUGGUCAGUGUUUGCAGAUCAUGCAUGUCUUAAUUCGGCUGAAUCCCAUAGCCGUUCUGAUCUAGAAGUAGUUGGUCGAAAAAUUGUCAAGAAGUGUAAUGGGUUAGCUUUGGCUGCUCAAACACUUGGAGGUUUAUUAAGAGCAAGAAAAGAAGUAGCGGAUUGGAAGUUUAUAUUGAGGAGUGAAAUUUGGGAACUUCCCAAAAAAGAUAGUGGGAUUCUUCCUGCAUUGAGAAUCAGUUAUCACUACCUCCCCUCGUACUUAAAACGUUGCUUUGUUUAUUGUUCUUUAUUCCCAAAAGACAAUGAAUUCAAAAGAGAUGAACUGGUGUUAUUGUGGAUGGCAGAAGGUCUUUUGCAGCAACCAAAGAGUGGCAACACUUUAGAAGAAGUUGGUUCUAAAUAUUUUAAUGAUUUGGUUUCCAGAUCAUUUUUCCAACAUUCUAACACUGAUGAAAAUUUAUUUGUGAUGCACGAUCUCAUGCAUGAUUUGGCAAUAUUCUACGGUGGAAAGUUCUUUUCGAGAAACUUUAAACUCAAAACUGCAGAUGCUUGUCCUCGUCAUCUUUCAAAUGGUCUUGUCAUCGAUGAUUCAUUAUUCUCAGAGAUCUCAGAAGUACGUGAUUGUUUAAAAAAUACAAGGACAUUGCUGGAUAUCAGUUUUGAAACAUGCAAUGGUUACACAGAGGAAAUUGAUCUUUGUGGCUUAUUUGCACAGUUGAAGCGCUUAAGGGUUUUGUCAUUUAAAUUCUUUCCUCUUGGUGAUCAUGAUUCAUUACUUGAUUCAAUAGGUGAUUUGAUCCAUUUGCGUUAUUUGGAUCUCUCUCAUUCACCUAUCAAGACAUUGCCAGAGUCAAUGUGCAAAUUUUAUAAUUUACAAACACUGAAGUUGUAUGAUUGUGAUAGUCUAGAAAAGCUUCCAAGCAACAUGCAGGAUCUUGUAAAUUUACGUCAUUUGGAUCUCUCUGGUACGCUUAUUGUGGAAUUACCCGAGUCAUUGAGCAAAUUGUAUAAUUUACAAACAUUAAACUUGAGUGCUUGUGAAGAACUAAAAAAGCUUCCAAGCAAGAUGCAAGAUCUUGUAAAUCUGCGCCAUCUCUAUAUUGAAGGUACUAAUUUAGAAGAGAUGCCAAAAGGGAUGAGCAAAUUAAAAGAUUUGCAGAAUCUGCAUUACUAUAUUGUUGGCGAGCAUGAAGAGAAUGGGGUAGGGGAAUUGGGAGAACUUGUAAAUCUUCAAGGGUCAUUUCAUAUUGUGCAAUUAGAGAAUGUCGUUAAUAGCAGUGAGGCUUGGAAAGCAAGGAUGGCUGAUAAGAAACACAUCAAUAAUCUAAGUUUGGAGUGGACAUCUGCUGAAGAUGGUGAUAUUGUUGAUUCCCAAAGUGAAAAAGAUGUACUUGACAAAUUACGUCCUCAGAAAGACUUGAAGGAGCUAUCCAUCAGGUGUUACAGAGGUACGAUGUUUCCGGAUUGGGUAGGGCAGUCUUCGUACCACAACAUGACUGAGUUGUAUUUGAGUGGAUGCAGGAAUUGUUGGGUGGUUCCUUCACUUGGACAGUUACCCUCUCUGGAGAGGCUGAUCAUUUCAGAGUUCGACAAGGUGAAGAAGAUUGGUGGGUCAUUCUAUAAGGGUGAUGGAACUCAUCAGCACCAGGAGACACCCUUCCGAUCCCUUAAAUAUCUGAGUAUUGAAAAACUGCCUUGCUGGGAGGAAUGGGAGUCAUAUGAAUGUGAUGAUGAUGAUGAUGCACCAUUUCCGAAACUUGAGUAUCUUUCAAUAUGCAACUGUCCUAAGUUAAGAGGAGAUUUGCCCACUUUCCUUCCCUCGUUGAAAGAUUUGAGCAUAUUCGAUUGCAAGAAUGUAGAAUUGCCAAUGCAACACCAACAACAUGAGUCACUAACGAGUCUUACAAUAGACAACAGCUGUGAUUCGCUUACAUCCUUCGCAUUGCCACCGUUCCCAAAUCUCGAGUCUCUCACAAUCACAAGACGUGAAAAUUUGACAUCUCUGGAGGUGUCACAGACACAGCCCCUCCAAUACUUAUUAAUUUCAGAGUGCCCUAAGAUGGAGAACAUAAUAAGGCUGCCUGCCUCUUUAAGGGAAGUCGACAUCAAGAAAUGUCCGUUGUUGGGUGAAGGCAUAGAGAGGAAGGACCCCCACAUUUGGCCAUCCAUUUCCCACAUCCCCAUUAUUUAUGUUGAUGGGAAACGGAUUCGCAAUGACUCAACAUCUUAAAACAGGAACCAUCUCCUCAGAAGGAGUAUGCGUGAUUCUGCCCUUGACAAUUGGUAAUUUUGUGGACAAUUUUGUGAUUUUAUGAUAAAAAGCUUUUUGGGCUACCUGGACCACCUUCCUCUUGCUCUUUGCUUAUCCAUACUGCUUUUCGCCUGUCUUGCAUUGAGAAUUGUUGCUAGGGUACAUCAAACAUGUCAUCAAUUCCACCAUAUGGCUCUAUCAAUUCAGAUUCCACUUGGAUGGAAGGAAAUAGGAGAUGUGUAACCACUGAGCAGCCCUUUCUCUUUCUCUUUUGAACGUUGGGAAUAACCUACAAACUUUGUACAUUCAGAUUUGUUCAUAAAAAUGAUAAUUUUGACUGCUUAGCUGAGUCCAUUACUGAGAUACUCUAUGCCAUUUGAUUUAGAAUCAUGUUUUUCUAUCUUUUUUUUUUUUGCCAAGUAGAUUACUUUUCUGUAUGACUAAGUGGCUUUGGUUGAUUCAGUGCUCUGUCACACCAUGGGAUUUAUAGCACUAAUUGAGUAAAUUCAAGUUCCUUUUUGGCAACUCUCCUAUAUACAUUUCUGAAAUGGUAUAUCUCUUUCUUUAUGGCUUUUUCUGGUAAUCCUGUAUUUUUCCAAUGAAUAAUCCUAAUGAAUAUGUGAUAUGUCACAUCAUCCUAAUAAAAA